AUGGGAGGCGAGUGGGCUCUCAGCAGAGGCCAGCUUAGCCCGCGCGAGCUGCCUCUGAGCAGGGGGCGGGAGGGCAGUGCCGCCCUGUGGCUGCCGGGCUUCGCGUAUCGCGGCUCUCCGCACACGGGUCGCAGGGUCCUGUGUGCUUGUAUCACUUCCACCCCGCCCCCUUCGCGAGGCCGCGCCGCUGGGUGGCCUGAGUCCACGGGCAGAACCCCAUCGCCCGCCCCUCUCAGACCCGCCUCUGCCCGCCUACCUGGCCCUGCGCGGCUUGCGGCCCGGGGACCUCGAAGCACCCCAAGUCCGCGGGAGCGCACGAGGGCCCUGAUGCGGGACUUCCCGCUUGUGGAGGGCCACAACGAGAUGCCCCUGGUCCUGAGGCAGUUUUACCACAACGGGCUACAGGAUGUUGACCUGCACAAUUGCAGCCAUGGCCAGACCAGCUUGGACAGGCUGAACGACGGCCUCGGAGGUGCCCAGUUCUGGUCAGCCUACGUCCCAUGCCAGACCCACGAACGGGAUGCUGUGCGCCUCACCCUGGAGCAAAUUCACCUCAUCCGCCUUAUGUGUGCCUCCUAUUCUGGGCUGGAGCUUGUGACCUCAGUUAAAGCUCUCAACAAUAGCCGGAAGUGGGCUUUCAUUGGUGUGGAGGACGGCCACUCACUGGACAGUAGCCUCUCCAUCUUGCACACCUUCUAUGCGCUGGGUGUGCACUACGUGACACUCACCCACACCUGCAACACGCCCUGGACGCAGAGCUCAGCAAAGGGUAUCCACCCCUUCUACAGCAAUGUCAGUCGGCUGACAUGCUUUGGCUAGAAGGUGGUGGCAGAAAUGAACCGCCUGGGCAUGAUGGUGGACUUGUCCCAUGUCUUGGAUGCUGUGGCACAGCGAGCCCUAGAAGUGUCACAGGCACCUGUCAUCUUCUCCAACUCAGCUGCCCGGGGUAUGUGCAAGAACACUUGGAAUGUUCCUGAUGAUAUCCGGCAGCUUCUGAAGAAGAACGGUGGCAUCGUGAUGCUGUCCUUGUCUGUGCGGGUGCUGCAGUGCAACCCGUUAGCCAACGUGUCUACUGUGGCAGGUGAGCCUCACCCUGGGCUCUCUGAAAUCUCUGAUUUGGAGCUGAAGCUGGGUCCAAAUUUGGGGAGGACUUCAGAAGAGCCCCAGUGGUUUGACCCACUUGUUGGCAAUAGGUACAGGUCCCAAAAACCCAAUAAUGGACAGUACACAGCACCUUGGUGCCAUGUAGAACUGGAGCCACAGAAUCAAAACUGCGAUACUGAUGGGUAUCAGGGAGGCUGUCAGACACUGCUUUAUGUCAGAAACAGAAAGAAAAUAUCCACUAUCAGAACUGUUGUUUGA
Messenger RNA from Delphinapterus leucas (beluga whale), 1362 nucleotides. The record is from RefSeq and is a predicted model, not a curated record. Lineage: Eukaryota; Metazoa; Chordata; Mammalia; Artiodactyla; Monodontidae.